AUGGUGCAUAUCAUUGAGAAUCCGGUAGGUUUCAUUCGCAAAUGUCCUCCUCAAAAAGUGUAAUUCAGCCAAUUCCACUGGCAACGCCGAUUUACGAGGGAAUGAAGGCGAAUUCGUCCGUGGAAAUCUACGGGGACGUCUAUCAGGGACCACAGGGGUCAGUUUCCGUGCUGCGCCUUUAAAAUACCGUAUCCUUUUGGAUAUGCGUUUGAAGUUUCACGUCAUUACGUCUACGCAUUGUCUUGUUUAAGCGGCUUCACAGUGGAAUUUGCGACGAAAAACGGAGUGGCGUUUCACAUUUCCGUCCGAAUGGGCCUUUACGGACAAAACGUGAUCGUGUUCAAUCAUUUGGAGAAGGGAAGAUGGCAUCGCGAGGAACAUCAUCACAAUAAUAUCCACUUCGGAAGACCGUUCUGCAUGAAGAUCCACAACGAGCAUCGCAAGUAUUCGGUGAGAGAUUUGAACAAAUAAGAGCAUUCUGGUAACAUAUGUCACGGAAACCCAGCCCCUUCCAAUAAAAAAUUCCCUUGGCGCAAUUCACGUGCGCUAAACAAGGCGCGUAACGCGUAAUUUCGGAGCGUCGUUGUAGAGUUUCUCAUUUCAAUUUUCCCAUUUUUUUGCAUUAUCCCCAUCUUUUCAGAACCAAUCAGUGUCAAAACUUAUGAUAAUGAUUAAAAAUGAAUAAAAAAUUAAAUUUUAACUGCUUCGUCAUCAAUUUCGAAACGUUUGAGAAAAUUACAGAAUUUUUUUCCUUUUGGUAUCGAAAAUUUGCCUCAAUUAUCUCAAUUCUGUAUAUUUUUCGACGGUUGAGCGCUUAAAAGAUGCGCAAUAAACUCCUUGUUGACUGGACGGUUCGAAUGCCAGUGUCCGAACUCGAUUCGGCAAAUAAUCGUUAAAACUCCGUUUUUUUUUCAGUAGUUUUCGACAAAAUCCCUCAAUUUGGUCAAUUCUGAACGAAUCUGCUCCGUUUCGCGCUUAAAUCGAUGCUUUUAACUCAGACAAUCGCUUUAAGGUUCGCAAAAAACAAAAUUUGAGUGUUUAUUAAGAGAAAAACGAAAGAAUUCUGGUUUUCAAUUGAAAAAAGAAACUCUGAGUCGACGGUGGAUGCAAGCGCGCCCCAUCGGAAUGCGAACAUGCUCGGGCUCGUUAUUAUUGCUCUGACAGUAUACAGUUGACAGUGAGAAACUCAACGCGUCAACGGUAUCCGAGAAGUAUGCAAAAAAAAAGAGCCAUGAGUUGAUGUGAUCCAUUUGAAACCGACAAUUCUGUAGGUGCACGUGGACGGCCACCACAUUGGCCACUACCACCACCACAAGUGCCCGAAGAAGAUCGUGGCGCUGACGGUCCGCGGCGACCUCCGCAUCUCCAAAAUUCACUUUGAAAACUUCAAACAUCACAACGGAGGAGGUACGUUUAGAAUUUGUGUCAAUAAAAAUUAUCGUUCUCAACUUUAGGAAAAUGUGUAUGACAAGACUUUGAAACGGAAGAUUUCUUUUUGCAAAAUUAGUCUUUUUUAGCAUUACUCUUCGAUUUUAAGCGCUUGAUCGGUUAACAAAUAGACUUUGAAACUGAAAGUGCUUGAAAGUAAUUUUUUGGCUCAAAAUCAACGGAAAACAGAAAAUAUAAACUAACCUAAAAAUCGCCCGGUUUCCAGGAGUCGAAGUCGGUCUCGGAGUGGCUCCGACCCCAGUGAUUGUGGCUCAAGCACCGCCCCCUCCGAUGAUAGUUCCGCCGCCGCAAGUGGUCCCGGUCGUCCAACCGAUGGUGCAGCCGAUGUACCCGAACGUCCAGCCGCUCGUUUAUCCGACUGCCACCCCGGUUAUCUAUACCCAACCGGAAGUGAUCUACAUGGACGGAUACCAUCAUCAUCGUCACCACCAUCAUCAUUGUUGA
Messenger RNA from Caenorhabditis sp. 36 PRJEB53466, 1893 nucleotides. NCBI's taxonomy places the organism in Eukaryota, Metazoa, Nematoda, Chromadorea, Rhabditida, Rhabditidae. The record is from the annotation of a GenBank genome assembly.